Molecule: messenger RNA, 1146 nt
Organism: Paramacrobiotus metropolitanus
Lineage: Eukaryota; Metazoa; Tardigrada; Eutardigrada; Parachela; Macrobiotidae
Product: transmembrane protein 69-like
Exons: 2
Coding region: 199-906 (235 amino acids)
Source: RefSeq, a predicted model, not a curated record
GUUAGCACAGAAAUGUACAGUAAAUUCGAACUUUCAACAAUCGACACCUUAUAGAAAAUCUAUAAUAGCUAAUUGAAUAUCGCGGUGCGCAAUGUCAUCUUUUACACAACUUUUCCCUUGAACAAAAAAUCUUGGUUUCGAUGUGAAUGACGUAAAGCAUCAAUUUCUAAUACUAUACAUACUAGAGAUAAACAAAAAAUGUUUCGGAUCAGUUCCGCCGUUCGACAGCGUUGUUUUCGUACACUCACUGACGGAAAAAUCAGGAACGAUUCGUCUGCUCUUGAACGCACUGUUCUGAAAAGUCCCCAUCCUAUUCCUGGGUCUGCCUUGUGCUGCAUUUCCACGAGGGAAUAUUAUUCUGUUGACCAAGCCAAACGUGACCUCAAUGCAGCCAUGCAGGAGGCUCAGAAUAUUGGCAAAGGACCCCUGCCUGUUCUGGUAGUAGGAGGCGCAAGUAUGCUGCCGUUUGUCACGGUGCCGUUCAUGUGUCUGAUGGGUGGGUCAUGCGAUGCAUCGUGGGCUUUCUCUCAGGUGGCCUACUCGGCGUCCAUCCUGUCGUUUCUGGGCGGUAUCCGGUACGCCGUGACCUUAGGUCUGCGUGGCGGCAGUACACCGGAUACCAUCGACUACCGGGUGCUGGCGCCGGCCAUCGGGCCGGUGGUGGCCUCCUGGCUGAGCCUGCUGUUCCCGACACCGUUGGCCCUGCUGACCGUGGCCGGCAGUCUGGUGGGGAUGGCCUAUGUGGAUGUGCUGCACUCACCUUACCCGGACUGGUACAAAGGACUACGAUUUGUCCUGACAUCGGUGGCGGUGGUGUCGCUGAUGCUUACAUUGUUUUUUCAUCUGGUACUGGGCGAUCGAAAACGCGACUAUCGGUCGCGCAAAGUCAGCAAGGAGGACCAUUAAAGGAAGGAGUGUACCAUGCAUAAUAUAUUCGAACAACAAUAUUUUCGGUGUUUGAAACAUUUAAUAUAUACUGCUGUUCCGCGUCGUACUGCUUUGUAGCCAUUAGUUCCAUCCUUUUUGUAUAUAUCAUAGCUAUUGUUGUUUGGCGCUUAUUGUUAGUGAACGUAGAAACGUACAGUAGAAAACUAAAAAUUUCGUGGGUGCGUUUCCUGUAACUCGCUCAAAAUAUUGAAAAACAAA